Molecule: messenger RNA, 2896 nt
Organism: Harmonia axyridis
Lineage: Eukaryota; Metazoa; Arthropoda; Insecta; Coleoptera; Coccinellidae
Exons: 3
Coding region: 372-2009 (545 amino acids)
Source: RefSeq, a predicted model, not a curated record
UCUCUUCAAUACUUGUCUUGAGACGGACAGACACGACGUUAGCCACAGGCUAAGCCGACUCGGGCAAUGUUCGGUUUCUAGGUACUUGUGUCGAGUCUGAUGUUGGCUUUAUAGAUAAAUAUUGAUUGAAUGCGAGCGAUUUGUGAUAGUUUAUGACCUUUUUCCUACGAGAGAAUGUGUAUGAUAACACGACUUGAGAUUUUUGUGUAUAUUUCGUGAUCACCAAGAUUGAUAGCAGAAAAGAGAAUAUACUUAUUAGAUGCCGAUGUUAUAUUGAGAUCUACGUUUUACGUAGGAUUAGUAAGAAGGCCCAUACGAAGGAUCCAAUCAAUUGAUGAAGGAAACUAAACCAAUCAGAUCUUCCAUCAAACAUGGCCAUGAAUAUUUUCAAAACCAACGGACGGGGGAGAUUCUACACAAAGAUUAUCCUCCUGGCCAUGCUGUGGGGAGUGGCAGUUGUCACUGUUAUGGAACUUCGUAAGAUAGACCUCGACGUCCCAGUACCACACCUCAAUAGCAGAUUCCUUCUUCAGAAACACUUAGACCCUUUCACCAGCGCCACCACAGAACGUUACGAUAUCGAUCCUUCCAUUGACAGAAGACCCAGUCCAUCCGAAGACAUGCUGGUCGAAGACAUCCAGAAGAGGAUGCCCAAUCUACCCAUAGUCUAUUGGAAUAAGAACAAGAACAAACCUAUGGGAUUCAACAAAACUUGUGCUAGGUUUCCUAGCAUGUUCGAGUUGGAAUUCAACAACAUCUACUGGCAAACCUUGAGGACCUCAAACGGGACUUUCCAGUUCUUUGGAGCCUAUCUUGACAAUAGGGCCAACAACCGCCUGGGGCCAACAGUGAGAAUUCUAGGAAUGAUCGACAGAAUAGAACCUACUGUGAAGACUUUUUGUCAAUUUUGGUUCGAUGGGAAAAAGGAACCAGUCAUAGUAAAGACUUUUGAAUAUAAGUAUGUUUGGUACAAAAAGUGGGGCAACUACAAGCAGGGUAUCUAUCAACCAUACCUCAUUGCAUGCGUCUUGCCUCAAGGCUAUAAGCAGAAAAUUCCCCAAUCGGUUUCAGUUGUUGAGAAGAACUGCGACAACGCCACCAACAAUUUGAGGGUCAUUUACAACAAACCCGAGGUGAGAAAAGAUUUCGCAGUGUGUGUUAAAGGUCUGGAUUUUCUCCACGAAGAUCUUUCUGUGAGAUUAGUGGAGUGGAUUGAACUUUUGAAUGUUCUUGGUGCUGAUAAGAUUUUCUUCUACGAACUCCAAAUACACCCUAAUAUCACAAAAGUUCUCAAACACUACGAAAAUGAAGGCAAGGUCGUUCUUACUCCCUUAAUUUUAGCAGGGGGUCAGCCGAACGCCCCAAGCUUUCAACACCUGUACUUAACUAAGAAAACUAACCAUAAAAGACAAAAUGAACUAAUACCAUACAACGACUGCUUUUACAAACACAUGUACGAAUACAAAUACAUAGCUCUUUUAGAUAUCGAUGAAGUUAUAAUGCCGAAAGAUGCUUCUAACUGGAAAGAGCUGAUGAACAUCGUGCUCCCCAAAGCCUUAAAGAUCAAUAAGGAGGAAAGAGCAUCUUAUAACGUGAGGAACGUUUAUUUCUUAGACGAUCUCAUCCACAACCAUGGGUGGUUCAAAGAAAUACCUAAAUACAUGCAUAUGCUCCAGCAUGUUUACAGAGCGAAAAAUUUCACUAAACCUGGACAAUAUGUCAAGUGUUUCCACAACACUGAAAAAGUGUUGACCCUGCACAAUCACUUCCCUCUCUCCUGCUUGGGUACUGGAUGCACAUCUUACCCCAUAGAAGUUGAGGAUGCUCAACUGCACCACUACAGAGCAGACUGCGUUAAAACGCUGAAAAAAAGCUGCGAGGAGUUCAGAAAAACCAGUGUUAUGGACACGACCGUCUGGAAGUACAAAGACGUUCUAAUACAAAGAGUCAGUACCACGUUGAGGACUUUGGGUUUCUUCAAUACGGACAAAGAAAGCGGAAAACGAUGAGACAAGCUCAAUUUUCAGUUCCUCCUUCAAACUUAAGUGUUUUGUGAUAUAAAAGUGCUUUUGUACAUUUUCAAUUGGCAACGAAUUUGUGAUGACUUCUAGGAUAGUUAGGAACAUGAAAUGUUUAGAAAAAUAUUGUAUAUAACUUGCUCCGAAGACCGACGAACCUUAAUUCAGAUUUGCGAACGGAAAAUGUGAAUUAUUUAAGUCGUCUAUAGUCCUCAAUCUCGGCACGUUCUUUCAACAAACGUCGACAUAAUAUGAAUUAUAUUGAUUUAGUCACCUGUUCCUGAAACUAUAAUUGAAAAAUUGGAAUUAUUAAAUUAUAAAAAGUGAUGAAAUAACAAAAUUUCUUUCUAGAGAACUAACUAUUGAAACGAAUUUAGAAAUUCAGAUAGAUUUGUGCCGAGGUAUUCAAAACUGUGAGCAUGAUCGCCAUUAUCAUUUUUAUCUUGAAAUAUUUCGAGUCUUUCAAGUUCGAUAUUUCACCAUUUUUGUCUUGUAUUUUGCUAGGUUCGGUGGAAUAUAUUCCUACAUUGUGGAGAAAAGAUUCAUCGAACUUUUCGAUGAUCAAUUUUCCAUUGGUAUUGGGCGGAAAACUUUUGAUAUUUUCAAAUACCAAAGUCAAUUUUUAUAAGUGAAAACUAACGUCGAUUACUUAAGCGACUUUUGAAACUGUUUUUUUUUCUAUCUGCCUUUUUGUAUAUUUAUAUUAUAUAAAGACUUAUAGAUUAGGAUUUUUUGUAUAAAUUCGUAAUUUUUCGGAAUUUAUUGAUCUAGCGAAGUGCCUUAUAUGAAAUCUAUAUUUAUGAUAGUUUAUAGAUUCGAUUAUUUAUUAUAUUAUGUGAAUGUAUAGAACAAGUAAAAUAUAUGAAAAAUCGAUUUUA